UGCCUGCUAAAGGAAGGAUGAGUGAUGCAGAGGAUGACCAUGAGAUCUCCUUUACUGUGAAGUUUAUUGGACGAGUGGAGGUUGUCCGCCCUAAUGGACUUAACAUCCUAGAGGAAGCAGCUCAGAGCCUUAAGACACCUGAUCCUUAUGCUACAGAAAAGGCUGCAAAGAAGAGCAAAGUCCACAUCUUUGUCUCCCUGAGUGGGAUUGACAUUUUGGAAAACAAAACAAAGUUUCUGCUGUACACCUGCCCCUUGGCUACUAUUUCCUUCUGUGCUGUCAUGCCUUCGGCGCCCAAAAUGUUCGGCUUUGUGGCCAAGCACCCUGCAGUGGACAUGUACCACUGCUACCUGUUUAAGAGUGACACUUUAUCUCAUGUGCUGGUCUCUGCUGUCGGUGAUGUCUUCCGAGCCGCCAAAAAGGAGGAGCGUGUGACAGGAGGUCGAGAUCUGAUAGUGGAGGCGCUCAGGCAUAAGAACAAAAUGCUGCAAAAACAGAAUUCCGAGCUCAAGAGGAGGCUUGCAGAAAAAAACAGUCAAGAAUAAAAACAGGUGCCAAUGUGUUAUACAUGUUAAUUGUUUCUUUGGACAUCUUCAUGAUUGUGGUAAAAUCUAAGUGUGUUCGGACACUUGGAGUAAACUAAGCCCUGUGACAUCACUUCAGCCUGUUGUCUCUCGGCCGAUGAAAUAUUGCAGUGUGUGUUACAAAUGUGGAAUUUCAAAUAUGCGAGUGUUUACCAGGGGAAGAGACCAUUUGCCUCAUUCACGUCUUGAAAGGGAUUUACUACUGGAUACAAUAGCUCUUAUUUUAAAGGGGACCUAUUGUGCUUUUCUGAUCUAUAAAUGUAGUUAGAAUGUACUAUUCUUGGUUAUGGUGAUGGUUUUAUUUCAUUUGAACAUGCAUCAGAUUGCAAUUGAAUGCAUCCCAUAAUCAGUUCACAGUUCCACAUGUCCAAAAGGAGUAGCAAGAAGCAAAGCUUAUUAAAUCCUACCCCUCCAUUUGGUACUUUUACAAUCAGUAACUGUUACAUUUGUUCACUUCCUGCUUUCCUAAUAUAGUUUAAGGUUUUUUUUUUUUUAUUUUUUUUAUUUUUUUAAAUAAUGCACCUCGUACCGAAGUACGAGGUGAUAUGACCAUACAAUGACAUAAUGUGUUUCCAAAAAUGUGUAUUUGACGUACAUCGAAGACCCUAAAUUGCAAUAUUUACAAACAAAUUUUUUAAGUUUAACUUUAACAUUUUAAUGUUUACAAAAGCAAGCCUCUA
Messenger RNA from Doryrhamphus excisus (bluestripe pipefish), 1264 nucleotides. Its product is annotated as PTB domain-containing engulfment adapter protein 1. Lineage: Eukaryota; Metazoa; Chordata; Actinopteri; Syngnathiformes; Syngnathidae. The record is from RefSeq and is a predicted model, not a curated record.